GCUAGGCCUAGUUUAAGAUAUAAAUUUUCAAAAGAGGUUUUCAAAAUCUUAAACUUACCUUCGAUUAAGGUCAUCCAAAAACCGAACAGCGGAUCCGAAAUGCUCACUGUCGGGUUGGGUGGUAUCCCCAAACGAGUGCCUCAAGUUUGGUUUUGGUUUGUAGAUCCCAUUCUCCAGGAUUUUUCAAAGUUCUCAUGGCAAGAACUCAGAACCUGGUUAUACAAGGUGGAUCAAAUCUUUGCUAUGGACGAAAUUCCUUCAGAGCAGAAUGUAAAGGUUGCGGCCAUACAUUUGGAAGGAGACGGAAGCAUUAAGGAGUACCAAGCAUCUUUUGAUAAAUUGAUGACAACUAUCAAUUUAUCUCUUGAGAAUGCUAUCCGCUGUUUUAUUGAGGAUUUAAAACCAGAAAUCAAUAAGGUAGUGAGGAUGCAAAACCCAAAAACACUGAUGCAAGCUUACAAGGCUGCAAGGCUAGAAGAAGAAGUUUUCAAUGCACAAGCUAAGUCAUGGGAGCUGAAGGCGGUUGGGAGGCAGCAAGGUGGUAUUUUACCCACUCCAGGGUUCAAGAAACAAGUAACCCAACAUAAGUCACCCUCAAACAAGACUGUCCAAAAUGAGGGGCAGGCUCUUCAGAAUUUUGGACAUUUCAUGUCCAUGUUCCAGCAGCCGGGAGGAUUUUCACCUUUUAAUCCGGGAUUGUAUCCACAAUCCUCGCCUCAAACUAACGUCAUUCGCCCGAUCGUCCCGACAAACCUGAUCGGGGAGAUGGAUAAAGCAGGUCCAUCCCGGUCUAGAAGAAGCCAGUCCCGUAGGUCACAAACAAAGGUGACCUCGGACGGAAAUGUGCGUUCAGUCCACAGCAAGGACGAGGAUUGGGACGUCCCCCAAGCGCUCAAAAAAUUGAAGGGAAAGGAUGUUCAACCAGAAGGAUCUAGGAGGUCGGCCUUCCAAAGGCUGGGACACGAUGGCCAAAAUCAAAACCGGUCAGCAAAGGAACGGUUGGGAGUGGUAACCAUCCCGGCUAGUGCCUUUAAUCGUGCGGGGAGAGGAGCCGGACGACCUGGUCAGACCAGGCGAACGGAACCACCCCCACGCGAUGAGCCCCAGCACAGCCGGACGCCGCGAGAGGAAGAAGCCGAAAGCCACCCCAGGCACCUGACCCGUUCUCAUGUUGAACAACCUCGGGAUCGUGUGGGCCGAGUCGAGGCACGUCUGGAGAAACUGCAACGCCGAGUAGACCGGGAAGAAAAGAAGAAGAUUCUGCUGAACGAAUCUCCGUUCACAGACCGGGUUCAUGAGACCCCGUUUCCAAAGAAGGCGAAACUUGAAGUCCCGAAGUUCACCGGGAAGGAGGACCCGGAAAUUCACGUCAAAACCCUCCAUCAAAGUGGGUGGAUGAUGGGUCUUUCUGGGGAUGAGAAAUGUUUGCUUUUCUUUCAAACCCUCCGCGGCCGCGCCGCCGAGUGGUUUCAUAACCUACCGGCCGGUGAAAUCGAUUCUUUCGAUGAGCUGGCUGAGGUGUUUCAAGAAAAGUUUAAGGAAAAUUGUACCAAGAGGAAAAAAUUCACCUACUUGAGUACAGCCGGGCAGCGAGAGCACGAGGAUCUGACAAAAUUCCUUACCCGGUGGAAGGAUGAAGUUGACAAGGUGGAGGAGAUGGACGACAAAACAGCCAUGUCCCUCCUUGUGUCCGGGCUCCGGUCCGGAGAACUUUACAAAGAAUUCUGCAGGAGGCCUCCCCAGUCCUACCAAGAGGCCCAUAACACGGCCUGGGAUUAUGCUGACGCUGAGGCACAGGUGUCAUCCAAGCGGGAGGCCGAGCAGGGCCAUUCAAAAGGAAAGAUUUCCUUGAAAAAGGAGAUUGGAUUGCCCGGUAAGGUGAAAGCUGAAAUCAUGGAGGUAAAGCCGGUCAAAACAGAGAAGAAACCAACCGGCGAGAAACAAUGGACGGAGAAGUAUUGCUCUUUUCACAAAACUGACUCCCAUAACACUGCAGAGUGUAACAGUGUGAAAGGAGUAAUAAAGCAGAUGAUCGAGGCUGGGGAGAUUGAUCCUGAGUACCUGGCUCAGGCCAAACCAAAGAAGAAUCAAUGGGUUAGGCCUGAAGGACAGCCGGCCGAACAGAACAAGAAGAAGAAAGCAGCCGGCAAGGAGCAUUUACAGGUCAUCUACGGUGGACCGGAAGGGGGAGAUUCUGCUUCCCAAAGGAAGAAGUGGGGGAGAGAGCUCUACGUAGGGACGGUAGCCCUCAAUCCCCGGUCAAAACAAGCAAGACGGGAACCGAUCACUUUUACUGACCGGGACCUUCCCGCCACCGGAGAAGAUCACAAUGACCCCCUGGUGAUAACUAUGGACAUGGGUGGAGUUGAUGUCUCCCGGGUACUUGUUGACACGGGCAGCAGUGUUAACAUUUUGUACCUGGAUGCAUUUGAGAAGCUCAAGUUGUGUCGAACACGGCUUGAGCCCUUAAAGACUCCCAUGUCUGGGUUUACCGGGGACUCAGUCGAAGCUGAAGGGUCGAUUCUUCUAACUUGUGAGCUGGGCACAGGCGACCAGGUCGUCCAAAAGCAAAUGAGGUUUGUAGUUGUGAACAUCAAAUGUGUUCACAACGCUAUUUUGGGCCGGCCUGGGAUAAACAAGGUUCGAGGGGUCAUCUCCAUGGCCCACCUCUGUAUGAAGUUCUAUACCCCGGGCGGUAUAGGACAAGUCAGAGGAGAUCAAAAGAAGGCUCGGCAUUGUUAUUUGGAAGUUGUAAAGAAAAUGACCAAGGCGUUCGAAAGGAUCACCUUGGUCUCCCAGGAAGAAGACAGGUCAAAGAUGGAACCGGGCGAUGAAACCGAACAGAUUGUUCUCCGGGAAGCCUUCCCAGAAAGAAUGGUAAGGAUUGGCAGAGAUCUGCCCGGAGGACUUCGAGAUGAAAUCAUCUCGGUCCUUCGGGAAUAUGCAGAUAUUUUUGCUUGGAGUGUGGCGGACAUGCCAGUUCUUCCCUCAUGUCCCCUCGCAUCCCCGCCUGAAAGCUUGCAUCAAGUAUGCGCCUUGAUGAAGAAGCCAAAAUGGGAGGAAGACGACUUCUUGAAAUCACUGGUUUCUCACAUGAACCCAGGUCUUGCUUCCCAAGUUCUGGCGCUUCAGAGCAAUGAUAUUCAGCUCAGCCUUCGGUUCUUCAGGUGGGUUUGCUUGCACUCUACGUAUUGCUAUGAUUUGGACGGCAAGAUUGAGGUUUUGAAUUUGUUGCUUGCUAGUGAAUCGAUUCAACUUGUACAUAAAGUCCUGGUUUUGUUGAUUAAUGAAAACUGUGUGUCCGAAUCUGAUACCUUGAAGUUAAUCUGCGCGCUCGAGGGCAUGAGAAAUGCGGGAUUUAAGCUCAACUAUCCCUGUUAUAGUGUGCUUUUGAUGCGGUUGGCUAAGCUAAGCAUGGGCUUAUCAGCUCUUCAGUUGUAUGAGGAAAUGGUGGGAAAUGGCUUUGUUCUAUCUCUGAUUGAUUAUACUUCUUUAGUAAAUGCUCUAUGUAAAAUUGGGUAUGUGAGAUCUGCUGAAAUGUUCUGUUCCAGGGUUUUGAAACUCGGAUUUAGGCUAGAUGUUCGUGUGUGUACCUCGUUGGUCUUGGGUUAUUGUAGGGUUUGUGAUAUUGUUGGCGCCUAUAAAGUGUUUGACACAAUGUCCCGAUUGGAUGGUUGUAAGGCUAACAGUGUUACAUAUUCAAUAUUGGUUCACGGUCUCUGCAAAGCUGGCAGGACAGACGAUGCCUUUCAACUAAAAGAGAAGAUGAGCAAGAAAGGUUGUAAACCUAGCACACACACAUAUACUGUACUCAUUAAAGCUGUAUGCGACAGGGGAUUGACUAAUAAGGCUUUCCUUUUGCUUGAUGAGAUGCUGAAGAAGGGCUGUAUGCCAAAUGUUCACACAUACACAGUGCUGAUUGAUAGAUUGUGUGGAGAGGGAAAAUUUGAGGAGGCCAAUGGGUUAUUUAGGAAGAUGAUAAAGAACAAGUUGUUUCCGAAUGUAGUAACAUUCAACACGUUAAUUGAUGGUUAUUGUAAAGAGGGAAAGGUGGUGUCUGCAUUUGAGCUACUUGGUGUAAUGGAAAGAGGGAAGUGCAAACCAAAUAUCCGUACAUACAAUGAGCUAAUAGGUGGACUAUGUAUAGUAAAUCGACCUUUUAAGGCAAUGGAACUAUUGGAGAAGAUCAUUGGUAAUGGACUGAAGCCUAAUGAGGUAACCUAUAAUACCCUGAUUAAUGGUUUCUGCAAGGCAAGCCACCUUUGUGCAGCUUUCACGGUUCUACAAUCAAUGAAGCUAACAGGAAUUGAACUUGAUGGCUUCACUUAUACAAUGUUGAUCGAUGAGCUAUGCAAAAAUGGAAAACUAAAGCAAGCAACUAUUUUCUUUGGAUUGAUGCUUAAGAAAGGAAUAGCCCCUGAUGAAGUAACAUUAACUGCCCUUAUCAAUGGUUAUUGUCGUGCUGAUAAAAUUCAAGAUAGCUUCAUUAUUUUUGACAGAAUGAUAAAUGAUAGGCUGUUUACAAGUCCACAUGCCUUCAACUCAUUUAUUGACACUCUUAUAAAACAAUUUAGAUUGGCUGAAGGAUAUUCUGUUUUUGCAAAAAUGUUGAAGCAUGGUUUAGUUCCCUCUGUAGUGACCUAUACAAUACUAGUAAGUGGGCUGGUCCACACAGGGGAUAUGAGUUCUUCAUUGAAAGUCAUAGAUGUUAUGAAACAAGACGGAUGCCAACCAAAUGUGUGCACUUACACUGCAGUGAUGUCUGGUCUCUGUCAGAGUGGCAGGAUCAAAGAGGCAGAGGACCUCUUGUGCAAAAUGCCCGGAUACGGUGUAAUACCAAAUGAUAUUACAUACGGAAUCUUGAUUAAGUCACAUGUGAAAGGUGGCAGUUUAGAGCGUGCCCUUGCUAUUAUAAGCACCAUGAUCCAAAAUGGUUGUGAGCCUAAUGCUCAAAUAUAUCUUGCAUUACUUGCACAAAUUGUUUUCUCAAACACCAGUGGAGAACAGUCAGAAAAGCCUUCUACUGGGUUGGUUUCUGGUUCACGAAUUAUGGGAAAAGAUGAUCUGUAUUUCUCUGCAGACUCUGUUUUUAGAGAGAUGAAUGUCUGCCAUGCUGCCCAUCUUCAGAAUAUGUUCAAGCAAUGCGGGGACUGUACAUUGGGUGUGUAUAAAUUUUUAAUUUUAGGGCUCUGUAAAGUUGGAAGAGUUGCUGAAGCAAAGGAUCUUAUACAGAAGAUGGUGAAUAGUGGUUGUCCUCUUGACAAAGCCCUAAGUUCAUGUAUCAUAGAGUACUUCUGCAGAUAUCACUGUUAUGACUAUUGCCUGCAUUUGGUAAAGCUGAUGAUUACAGAUAGUUGUAUUCCGUCCUUUACAUCAUGUAGUCCUCUAGUUUUCAGUCUUAGAAAUCACGGGAGAGUUAAAGAAGCUAUGUGGCUGCUUUCUAACCUUUUGAAAGAUUCUAAAAUUGAUGAUGAAACUGCGAUCUCUUCACACAUUGAAUUUCUGAUUAAAGGGGAUGAACCGCUCAAGUGCUUUGAUCUUUUAAAUUUGAUUCACGAGAAGCAUCCCUUAGAGAGGCCAAUCAUCUAGUUUGUUUCUUCGAGGUUCUUGCAUCACUGAUCACAAUUUUUAGCUUCCUCUCUCUAGAGUCUAGACCAUUUAUGCCUCUCUGCUAUGCUACAUAUGAUUUGCUACUUUGAUAAGUUUGAUGAAGGUGAAAGACUUUUGAAGUGUUUAAAAGAAAUAUGUUUUGGUUAACAAGCUUUCUUGGAGACUUCGUCAAAGCUGAGUACUGCUGACCUCUCAUUCUCAUCCAUCUUAUGGAACAUGGGGAUGGAAUAUGUGGUAUUGUAUAUAAAGCCAUUAGCAUGAGAUCAAGUGAGAUUGAAAACAACAUGUACCAAACAAUGAGAGAUGGCGUGUCGAGAGCAUUUUAACAUCCAGUACUAAGCUGAAAUGGUUGGUCAAUGCCCUUUCAGGACUAUCAUUCCCUGCAGCUGGUGAAACCAAACCAGAGAAAGAUGGUGGUGAAACAAGGGAGGGAAGAAAACUGAGAAGGAUAA
Messenger RNA from Cuscuta campestris, 6062 nucleotides. The record is from the annotation of a GenBank genome assembly. Lineage: Eukaryota; Viridiplantae; Streptophyta; Magnoliopsida; Solanales; Convolvulaceae.